AUGAGAAGAGCUUGGUAUUUCGAUCGAUUAUGAUUUAGGUCUUAAGUAGAAUGGCCUCAGAUCCAAAAGUUGUUCUUGCAGAUAUAAAUAACAAUCAUAUGGGAAAAACUUUCUUAAAUUCUUUAUAAAUUAGUGCUCACCAGUCCAUGAAAU
Molecule: messenger RNA, 153 nt
Organism: Paramecium octaurelia
Lineage: Eukaryota; Ciliophora; Oligohymenophorea; Peniculida; Parameciidae
Source: the annotation of a GenBank genome assembly